Molecule: messenger RNA, 477 nt
Organism: Sclerotinia sclerotiorum 1980 UF-70
Lineage: Eukaryota; Fungi; Ascomycota; Leotiomycetes; Helotiales; Sclerotiniaceae
Exons: 3
Coding region: 1-477 (158 amino acids)
Source: RefSeq, a predicted model, not a curated record
AUGGAAAGCAGAAGAGCUUUUAUACUACGAAAUGGAGGACUAGGAAGCUUUAAAAUUCAGAAUUAUGCUGCACUUCCAGCCCCCUUAUCCGAAGCGAGUAUAAAAGCUCGAUCUGGAGAUAAUACCUUCUUCAACCAUGAAAUAUAUCAGGACCUCCAGUCCUUCAGAGAAAAUGGCAGUAACAACGUCAUAAUAUCAAAAGAAGAACAGAAAAUAAUAAUCGACAACAAUACUUUGCUGAUCAAAGAAUUGGAUCCUGGAGGUAUAUGUAGCAAGAAUAAGAUUUUUAGUAGCAAAGUAAGGUUUGAAGCUGUCCCUGAAACGCCAGAGACAACCAUAGAGCGUAGGACGAAACAAAUUACCAUCUAUGAGGAAGGAAAGUGCAUGAGAAGGAAAGAAGUCUAUUUAUACCGUGCAUCGGCCAAAAUACCUAGGGAUGGGAUUUCUUCUGCAUCUAGGUUGGGAGUUUGGAUCUAG